AUGAGUGAAGAACAGUAAAACAACUAUGCAAAUUAAUUGCCAACUUUGGUUAAUUUGAGAUCAAAUAGAAAUACCUCCUAGAUGGAUUUAAACUUUAUUUAGAAAAGUAAAACAAUACAAUCUGAAAAUUGGGAAAUGCUGCAAAGAGUUAAGGAAAGUCUAGAGAGCAAGGCCUUUACUAACUUUUUCACAAGUUCUUUAGCUAAAUUACCCAAUUUUAAGAGUCCUUAGGAAUUGGCCAAGGUUUUAGCUGAUUAAUUUAUAUAAAAUGAAAUCAAAAAGGGUAAGAAGAGAGAGGCUAAAUCUGCAAUCAAAAUUUAAGUAUCUCAGCCACAAACAUCAGAUAGUUUACCAGCUUUGAAAACUCCUUAAGUUAAGUUAGAAAAGAAUAAAUUUAAUCAAAUACGAUCAAAGAGUAGAGAUAAACUUAGAGAAUUAGAAAUUAUUAAGGAAAAAGAGAGAGAAAAAGAGUAAUUAAAUAAAGAGAAUAAUAAAUUGAAUGAAAAGAUUUUAAAAUAAAAAAAUAAAUUAUACUCCAAAGAUACUUAGAGGUAAAAAGAAUAAGAUAAAUCAUUUGUUGAGCAACCCUCUCCUCCAGUUAAAGUUUCCAAAAAUAUUAGACAAACUAUAUCAAUUAUGAAACUCUAACUUCCAACUCCCAUUGAAACCAAUCCUUAAUAAUAACCAACAAUGUAUUCCUACUUUUUAGGUGGAGGCAAUAAUUGUGAAUUAAUAAAACGAGUUUUUGACAAUAGACCAGAUUGGCAUCAAACUGCUAAUACAGCAAGAGCCAAUUUUAGAUGGUAAUAAUCUAAUAAUGGAUACAAGUAUUUUAAAUUGAACUGGCAUAAAUCUCAUAAAGAAUUACUCAAUCAUUUUGAAUUUCAUCCAGAAAUUAGUAACAAAAAGAAUUUAUUAGUGAAUAUUUCAGCUGCCUGCGAAACUCUUAAAAUGAAUCCUUUUGAUAUUAUGCCAGUCACUUUUGCUAUAGAUUUUACAGAUGCAUCAGUGGAAUCCAAUAUAUCUGCCUUCUAUAAUUUCUAUAAUAGAAAUGCACCAGAAUCUAAAUAGUUAAAUAAAUAGGAUGCUUAAAACAAACUCAACGAAAUAAAAAAGAAACUGAGAAUAGCUCCUAGUAGAGAGAAAAAAUAGUUGGAAUUUCAAAUGAGAGAUACAUUUACAGGUCCUGAUUACUUGUGGCUAUUGAAACCCACAGGGUUAAAUAGAGGAAGAGGAAUUCAUGUGUUUCAAGAUAUUGACAAUCUAGUAGAAUUGCUGAUUGAUUAUUAAUAUGGUUACCAUGAAAAAUAAAUGGAAACAUAUAAAGAUGAGAAUGGCCAAACUCAAUAGAAGGUAGUUUAAUAUUUAUUGAAAACUUCAUCAUUCGUUGUCCAGAAAUAUAUUGAGAAGCCUUUAUUAAUAAAAAAUAGGAAAUUUGACAUAAGAGUGUGGGUCUUUCUAAAUAUUGAUCUGAGUUGUUAUUUUUUUAAAGAAGGCUAUAUAAGAAUGGCAUCUGAAGAAUAUAGAACGAAUGAUGUGGAUAACAUUUACAUUCAUCUAACAAAUAAUGCUAUUUAAUAACAUAGUGACAAAUAUGGAUAGUAAGAAUUAGGAAAUCAAUUAUCAUUUGAUUCAGUUUCUGAUUAUUUCAAAUCAAAAAUAGAUUUUAGAGGAUAGCUGGUAGAGAAAAUGAAAGAAAUGUCAUAUUUUGCAAUGAGAACUGUGGCUUCAAAAAUCAAUAAGUUAAAUCGGAAAUUUUGUAUGGAGAUUUUUGGUUUUGAUUUCUUUUUGGAUGAACUUUUCAAUAUUUAUUUAAUAGAAGUGAACACUAAUCCUUGUCUUGAAGAAUCUAGUCCUUUGUUGCAAAUGCUGAUUCCAAGAAUGAUUGAUGAUGCUUUUGCUUUAACAGUGGAUUAGAUAUUUCCUAUUUAAAGAGAUGUUGUGUCGAAAUUCCCUGUUAGUAACUACAGUGAUACUGAGAAUAUGUGGUAAUUAAUGGGAGAAUUAACUGAAAUACAAGGUUGA
This is a messenger RNA of Paramecium tetraurelia, 2025 nucleotides long. RefSeq lists its product as uncharacterized. Gene Ontology annotation, biological process: protein modification process. The record is from RefSeq and is a predicted model, not a curated record. The transcript has 5 exons. Lineage: Eukaryota; Ciliophora; Oligohymenophorea; Peniculida; Parameciidae.